CUCCUCCUCAACCUCGAUCUCCUCCUCCUCUGCUUCCAUUCUCGACUCCACCAAGUGUUUGCUUCCGAGCCCUAGCUGCGUCGAGGCGCGGGAGCAAUGGCGGAGGCGGCGGCGAGGAGGUGGGCGGCGGCGCUGGUGCUGCUGGUGCUUCUCACCGGCACCGUCGAGCUCAUCGGCGGCGGAGGCGGGAGCGGCGGGCGGCGGCUUCUCGCUGGCCUCCGGGCCGGGAGCACGGCGGCGGCGAGCGGCACGCGGCGGUGGCUGCGCGACUCGUCCUGGCCGGCGACGGCGGCGGCCGCGGCGGCGGCGAGCAGAGGAGAUGACGGUGAUGGCGAUGAGGCGUCGUCGGCGGCGAUGACGGUGCCCGGCGCGGUGGACGACCCGGAGGAGGUGGUCUCGCAAGUGCACAUGUCGAUCAGGAACAGCACGGCGAGGAGGAAGCUGGGCUACCUGUCGUGCGGCACCGGCAAUCCGAUCGACGACUGCUGGAGGUGCGACCCGGACUGGCACAAGAAUCGCCAGCGGCUCGCCGACUGCGGCAUCGGCUUCGGCCGCAACGCCAUCGGCGGCCGCGACGGCAAGAUCUACGUGGUCACCGACCCCAGCGACGACGACGCGGUGAACCCCAAGAAGGGCACGCUCCGGUACGCCGUCAUCCGCGACGAGCCGCUGUGGAUCGUCUUCAAGCGCGACAUGGUGAUCACGCUCAAGCAGGAGCUGAUCAUGAACAGCUUCAAGACCAUCGACGGCCGUGGCGCCAACGUGCACAUCGCCAAUGGCGCCUGCAUCACCAUCCAGUACGUCACCAACGUCAUCAUCCAUGGCCUGCACAUCCAUGACUGCAGGCCCACCGGCAAUGCCAUGGUCCGGAGCUCGCCCAGCCACUACGGGUGGCGCACCAUGGCCGACGGCGACGCCGUCUCCAUCUUCGGCGCCAGCCACAUCUGGGUUGACCAUUGCUCGCUCUCCAACUGCGCCGACGGCCUCAUCGACGCCAUCAUGGGUUCCACUGCAAUCACAGUGUCCAACAACUACUUCACCCACCACAAUGAGGUGAUGCUCCUGGGUCACAGCGAUUCCUAUGUCAAGGACAAGGCAAUGCAGGUCACGAUAGCAUUCAACCAUUUCGGAGAAGGUCUUAUUCAGAGAAUGCCAAGGUGCAGGCAUGGUUACUUCCAUGUGGUGAACAAUGACUACACCCACUGGGAGAUGUACGCAAUUGGUGGAAGUGCUGAGCCAACCAUCAACAGCCAGGGCAACCGCUACCUUGCUCCGACAAAUCCCUUUGCCAAGGAGGUUACAAAGAGGGUUGAGACUGCUCAGACCAUCUGGAAGGGCUGGAACUGGAGAUCAGAGGGGGAUCUCCUCCUGAACGGCGCCUUCUUCACCCCAUCAGGUGCAGGCGCCUCGGCCAGCUACUCGCGCGCCUCAAGCCUCGGUGCCAAGUCAUCAUCCAUGGUUGGCACCAUCACAUCCGGUGCGGGCGCCUUGUCGUGCCGCGGGGGCUCAGCCUGCUAGUGCACACCGGAGAAGAGAAAGAGAGAGUUGCGCAACACCGCAAUCGCGCCACGACAACACAAAAGAAACACAAGAAUUAUAGAAGAAGCUAAAAGCUACUACCGGAACAUCGCGGGUUACAGCCUUUUCUUUUCUCUCCCCUUCUCCCUCUCUCUCUCUCUUUUUUGCAGCUUUUGACAAUGGUUAUAUAUGACCCUCUCCAAGAAGAUUCACCAUUUCCUCAACCUCCCCCUGCUCCCAACUGUGAACACUGUCAAUGGCAGCAGGCGAGAAGCGUUGCUGAUUGAGAUUUCGUCGUUCGCUCGGUCUCCUAUUAGACAUCUGAGUGUGUUGAGUGUGUGUAUGUUUUGUGUCGGAUCGAUGAUGAUGUCUGCCCCCCUGAUCAUAGCAAGUGUAAUGCGAGAUCAGGGGGCGCUCGACGUCUCACAAUACCUUUGGUUGUCAAAAGGAAGAGUCUACCACAAUGUUUUGUUUUGUGCCUUGGGUUGCAGAUGUGUUUGCCGUGCGUGGAGUGAGUGCUACUGCUGUAAAAGACGAAAAUAUGCAUAGUUUACCCUCCUUUCCUCUUCUUCACUGAAAGUUAAAGAGCAGGCUUAAUAUUUAUGUUAUACUACUCCCACCUGUCAA
Oryza sativa Japonica Group (Japanese rice) is the source of this 2145-nucleotide messenger RNA. RefSeq names its product probable pectate lyase 8. The record is from RefSeq and is a predicted model, not a curated record. NCBI's taxonomy places the organism in Eukaryota, Viridiplantae, Streptophyta, Magnoliopsida, Poales, Poaceae. Gene Ontology annotation, molecular function: pectate lyase activity.